AUAGCAGAAAGUUUACAGAGAAACGAAGUGCCUAGAAUGGACAAAGCUCCAUUGAAGGAAGUUCCGGAGCGGAUAGUUGACAAAGAACGCGGCAUCACUUAUAUAAGAGGGAAAUUUCUUGGCAAAGGUGGCUUCGCUAGAUGUUAUGAGCUCACCAAUGCAGCAACAAACGAGGUGUUCGCAGGCAAGAUUGUUUCGAAGACGUUGCUCAUGAAGCCGUAUCAGCGAGAAAAGAUGACACAAGAAGUACAUAUUCAUCGUAACUUGAGCCAUCCGCAUGUGGUGCAAUUAUACAAUUUCUUCGAAGAUCAUGAUAAUGUUUACAUAACUUUGGAAUUAUGUGCCCGUAGAUCGCUUAUGGAACUGCACAAGAGACGAAGAUCAGUCACAGAACCAGAAGCACGAUAUUUCACACACCAGGUAUCAGUUGACUACCUCCAUGACAAAAAAGUAAUUCACCGGGAUUUGAAAUUGGGAAAUCUGUUUUUGAAUGGCGAUCUUCAGGUAAAAAUAGGUGAUUUUGGACUUGCAACUACGGUAGAUAUGGAAGGAGAACGUAAGAAGACGUUGUGCGGUACACCAAAUUACAUAGCUCCCGAAGUACUCGAUAAAAAAGGACAUUCCUUCGAAGUUGACAUAUGGGCGAUUGGUUGUAUUCUGUACACGUUGCUUUUUGGACGCCCUCCUUUUGAAACAAAGUCGUUAAAGGAGACCUACAGCCGUAUAAAAAUGAAUCAGUAUCGAGUUCCAUCAUCCGCUGGGCAAACUGUCAGUCAUCUGAUUCAAAAUCUUUUAGCUGCUGACCCUGCGAAGCGGCCUACUGUUAAGCAGGUGCUAGCGCAUGACUUUUUCCGUUCUGGUUAUAUGCCAACCCGACUUCCAAUUUCCUGCCUAACUAUGGCACCGAAGUUCAACCGUCAUAGCGAGACCUAUAAUGAAAACUCCAUAUUGACUACUAACACAUUGUUAAGGUCGGCCUUCCCGCUACUACCGACAAACGUGGAGUCCCCGCGGGCGUUGCCGGAUGAUGGUUACCUAUCGGAGCUGUACGAACAGAUAUCUUCACUGUGUAAUGCGCGAGUUGCUGAUGUAAUGGAAGAUGAAGCACCUGAAGCCAUGCCCAUAUUCUGGAUCAGCAAAUGGGUUGAUUACUCCGAUAAAUACGGAAUCGGAUAUCAGCUUUGUGAUAACUCGGUUGGAGUGCUGUUCAACGAUAGUUCGAAGCUGGUUCAUUGUUUUUCUGCGCAUUAUCGUCAUACUAAUUUGCGUUCUGCAUUUAAGGAUGGUGAUGACCUGGCCCGCCUUCCGGUUCUUCGAUACUGGUUCCGUACACGAUCUGCGAUUGUGCUGCAUUUGUCUAAUGGCACUCUACAAAUUAAUUUCUUCGAAGACCACACGAAGACAAUUGUUUGCCCUCUGAUGGGAGCGAUUACCUACAUCGAUGAGCAUAGGAAUUUCCGUGUCUACAAACUAUCGCACCUGGAAAGCCAUGGAUGCACAAAGGCACUCAUGGGUCGUUUGCGAUAUGUGAAAACGAUGAUUGAGCGGAUGAUGUCCAAUAGCAACGGUCGUCCCGGCUCCUUAAGCACUGUGCGGGUUAGAAUCUAA
This is a messenger RNA of Haemonchus placei, 1608 nucleotides long. NCBI's taxonomy places the organism in Eukaryota, Metazoa, Nematoda, Chromadorea, Rhabditida, Trichostrongylidae. The record is from the annotation of a GenBank genome assembly.